Messenger RNA from Enhydra lutris kenyoni (northern sea otter), 1421 nucleotides. Its product is annotated as kringle containing transmembrane protein 2. NCBI's taxonomy places the organism in Eukaryota, Metazoa, Chordata, Mammalia, Carnivora, Mustelidae. Bases 33 to 1421 code for a protein of 462 amino acids. Gene Ontology annotation, biological process: multicellular organism development; Wnt signaling pathway. The record is from RefSeq and is a predicted model, not a curated record. Gene Ontology annotation, molecular function: serine-type endopeptidase activity. Gene Ontology annotation, cellular component: plasma membrane. The transcript has 9 exons.
UGGCCAGUGCAACCUCUCUUUGGUUGGGGGUGAUGGACACACGGGCCCCGCGGGGCCUCUUCCUUCUCCUCCUCUUCCUCCCGCUGCUGCCGCCACGCGGGGCCUCCGCGGGGAGCCUGCACAGCCCAGGCUUGUCCGAGUGCUUCCAGGUGAAUGGCGCAGACUACCGCGGCCACCAGAACCGGACGGGGCCGCGCGGGGCGGGCCGCCCGUGCCUCUUCUGGGACCAGACGCAGCAGCACAGCUACAGCAGCGCCAGCGACCCCCAAGGCCGCUGGGGACUGGGCCCGCACAACUUCUGCCGGAACCCCGACGGAGACGUGCAGCCCUGGUGCUACGUAGCCGAGACAGAGGAGGGGAUCUACUGGCGUUACUGUGACAUCCCCACGUGCCACAUGCCUGGAUACCUGGGUUGCUUCGUGGAUUCGGGGGCACCCCCCGCCCUCAGUGGCCCCAGCGGCACCUCAACGAAGCUCACGGUCCAGGUGUGCCUUCGCUUCUGCCGCAUGAAGGGCUACCAGCUGGCGGGCGUGGAGGCUGGCUAUGCCUGCUUCUGUGGCUCUGAAAGCGACCUGGACCGGGGACGCCCGGCCCCAGCUACCGACUGUGACCAGAUUUGCUUCGGCCACCCGGGCCAGCUGUGCGGAGGCGAUGGGCGUCUGGGUAUCUACGAAGUGUCCGUGGGCUCCUGCCAGGGCAACUGGACGGCUCCUCAGGGCGUCGUCUACUCCCCGGACUUCCCGGACGAGUACGGGCCGGACCGGAACUGCAGCUGGGCGCUGAGCCCGCCGGGCGCCGCGCUGGAGCUCACCUUCCGCCUCUUCGAGCUGGCCGACCCGCGCGAUCGGCUGGAGCUGCGCGACGCCGCCUCUGGCAGCCUGCUGCGCGCUUUCGACGGCGCCCGCCCGCCACCGCCCGGGCCGCUGCGCCUGCGCGCCGCCGCGCUGCUGCUCAUCUUUCGCAGCGACGCGCGCGGCCACGCGCAGGGCUUCGCGCUCACCUACCGCGGGCUGCAGGACGCCGCUGACGACCCGGAGCCCAGGGGCUCGGCGCAGACCCCCGCGGCGCCCCCCGACUGGGCUAACGUCAGCUGCAGUCCCCGGCCCGGGGCUCCGGAGGCCGCGAUGGGAGCCCGGGUCUUCUCGACGGUGACGGCCAUCUCGGUGCUGCUGCUGCUGCUCCUGUCGUUGCUGCGUCUGCUUCGCCGACGGAGCUGUCUGCUGGCUCCGGGAAAAGGUCCCCCAGCGUUGGGGCCUUCCCGGGGCCCCGGGAGAAGCUGGGCUGUGUGGUACCGCCGGCCUCGAGGGGUGGCCCUGCCCUGCCCUCCCGGCGACUCUCAGGCUGUGGGUCUAGCUGCGAGUUACCGGCCCCUGAGUGCCUCCAGCCAGAGUUCCCUGCGCUCGCUCAUCUCUGCUCUCUGA